Messenger RNA from Anopheles bellator, 2609 nucleotides. It is a transcript of the gene Gs1, whose product is annotated as glutamine synthetase 1, mitochondrial. The record is from RefSeq and is a predicted model, not a curated record. Gene Ontology annotation, cellular component: cytoplasm. Gene Ontology annotation, molecular function: glutamine synthetase activity. Bases 597 to 1802 code for a protein of 401 amino acids. Lineage: Eukaryota; Metazoa; Arthropoda; Insecta; Diptera; Culicidae. The transcript has 2 exons.
GCAGAAGUACGAAGCAGUGUCGCACGCUUUUGAAGCAGCCCUUUCGGAGCAGUUUUUUGCAGUGUGCGGCCGCCAGCAUCGCAUCGCAGCAAUCUGGGCGUCGCUGGGCAGGAUUAAAAUCUGCUAGUCCUUUUUUGCGUUGGCGACAACUCGCCCUCGCGCGGAUGCUGCCCAUUGCCUGGGACACUCGAGGGCUCGUGUUUCCAAGAGACAUAUCGAACAAGAAAACACCACCACCCACUACUACCGCAACGUAGUGGGAAAAGUGUGCGUGCGUGCCAGUGUGUGUGCGUUAUCUCAGUGUGUAUCCCCGUCUGUGCGGUGGUGUGUGCUUUGGCCAUCGCGGCCCGGAGAGCACUCGGGGAUCGAAGCAGCUGUCGAAGCUUCAUUUUGUGGCAAAAGUUCGCCGCGGAAGGAAGCCGAGCCAAGCGAGCGCAACUCGUUUCCUGUGCCCAGCUACGGAAGCCCCGCGCCGUCGUGUGAGUCCUGUGUGAGACAAUCCAUUACAGCCUUUGGCCAACACAGUCAAGGUCAGUGCGCGGCUUCAGGUGCAUUCGGUGAACAAACGAGAGGCUCAACGCAACGCCAGAUUCAAAAUGGCCCUCCGUGUGGUUGGUUUGAUGAUGCGCCAGGAGCUGGCCGCGCUCGCCGGCAAGCCAGCGGGGCGCUUGUUUAGCACGAGCCGCGGUCCGCACUGUGCCAAGGUGCUGGGCCACUCUCCCAAUGCCCACCUCAACAAGGGGCUCCUGGAACGGUACACGCGCCUCAAGUACGACCCCAAGUACGUCCAGGCCACGUACGUUUGGAUCGAUGGGACGGGCGAAAACGUCCGCCUGAAGGAUCGCGUGCUGGACUAUGUUCCCACGAAGCCGGAGGAUGUGCCGAGCUGGCAGUACGACGGAAGUUCCACGUAUCAGGCACUCGGUGGAAACUCGGACAUGAAGCUGGUUCCGCGGGCACUCUACCGCGAUCCGUUCAAGGCGGGACCGAACGAUGUGAUCGUCCUGUGCGACACCUACCAGCCGGACGGUAAACCGACCGCCUCGAAUCACCGGGCCGCCAUGCAAGACGCCUACAACCGCACGAAGGAUCUGGAACCGUGGUUCGGUAUUGAGCAGGAGUACACCUUCCUCGACGUCGACGGGCGUCCGUUGGGAUGGCCGGUCGGUGGUUUCCCGGGACCGCAGGGGCCGUACUAUUGUGCGGUUGGCGCGCAGAACGUCGUGGCGCGUGAUAUUGCCGAAGCGCAUGCCGUCGCCUGUUUGUACGCAGGCGUACAGUUCGCCGGUACCAACGCCGAGGUCAUGCCCGCGCAGUGGGAGUACCAGGUGGGGCCGGCGCUGGGUAUGAAGUGCGCCGACGACCUGUGGCUUUCGCGCUACAUUCUUUGGCGCAUCGCCGAGGAUUACGGCGUGGUCGUGACGUUCGAUCCGAAGCCGAUGGAGGGCAACUGGAACGGGGCCGGUGGGCACUGCAAUUUCUCCACCAAACCGAUGCGGGCCGAGGGCGGCAUCAAGGCAAUCGAGCAGGCCAUCGAGAAGCUGUCGAAGAAGCACGACAAACAUAUCAAGGCGUACGAUCCGCGCGGAGGCAAGGACAACGAGCGCCGUCUGGUCGGUCGGCUCGAGACCUCCUCGAUCGAUAAGUUCAGCUGGGGCGUAGCGGAUCGUGGCACGUCGGUGCGCAUUCCGCGCGGUGUCGCGGAUGCCAAGAAGGGCUACCUCGAGGAUCGGCGCCCGAGCUCCAACUGCGAUCCGUACAGCGUCUGUAACGCGAUCCUCACGACGUGCUUGGUGGAGUAGAAUAGCGAUCGACAAGUACCUCUCCACCGCGCUGCCACAAUCGCUGUGGGUAGAAUCCGUGCAGUUUGUUCAGUUUUAGUAACUGCCACGAAGAGCAUGUAUACGUUACGUUUUUAUUACCGCUUCAGGUCGUUCUAUCGUUUUAUGCUAGGAACGCUUCCGGCGUGUAACACGCAAUGACCGCAGGUGAUUAUUUUUAAUAGUGCAAUCGAUGGACUGAUCACUUUUGGUGAGGCAAAGAGCCCCGACCGGACCGCAUUGGCGGGUCAUUUUAUCAGCUUUUACGAAGAUAUUGUUCUGUAGCGACAGAUGUUGGGAGGAAAAGUUUUGAAUGAUUGCCGGGCCCUACGGCUGGCUGGUAACAACCGCCGAAGGGAAUUUUAAGAAGCACUCGCUUCCUUCGCUUGUUUUUAAGUUUAUUUGAGGAAAGUGCAUUUUAGGGAACGUUCUACUUUAUAUGAUAAACGGAGAAGAUUUUUAGAAAGACUCAAUGGGCCGUACAAGUGGCUGGAUUGCGUGGUUCAAUGUUGAAAGUUUACCGGUGAAGGCCUUUCGAUUGUGCAAAAGAAUGUUUGAAUGUGUGCGAAAGAGAGAGAGAGAGAAAUUAAAAGAUUAAAGUUCACUGUAGAUGUUUAGUUACUUGUUGUUUUAGCGUGUAAGUCCAGUUGAAUGUUAAGCUUAUAUCAGAAGACUAGAAACUAUCCGCCAAGCCGAGCGGCCGAGCCGAGACAUUGCCCAAAUGUUUAUCCGGAGAUCAAACAAAAUAUCACGAUCAAGUAAGAAGAAUUCAAAUAAAACAAAAAUCAU